Molecule: messenger RNA, 809 nt
Organism: Drosophila gunungcola (fruit fly)
Lineage: Eukaryota; Metazoa; Arthropoda; Insecta; Diptera; Drosophilidae
Exons: 2
Coding region: 71-418 (115 amino acids)
Source: RefSeq, a predicted model, not a curated record
CCUUUUAUUAGUAUAUCUAGCUCCCAUACUCUUGUUUGCUCUACACAUCCAUGGAAAAAAUAUCUUCUCGAUGGAACAAACUAGCGAGGAAAACAAUCGGAAAAUGGAAAAACAGUUUUCUAAUUUAGAGGGCCAUGAAAAGAAGGUGUUCAACAUCAAACCCGCUAAUAACGCCCACAUUCGAUUCUCUUACUACCUUCCUAAGGGGAAAAAUCCUUCGACUUCCACUGGCAAGAAGAAAAAGGAACCCGAGUAUUUUCUUAAUUUUGUUUUUAACAAUAAUCGAAAACCCAAAAAAUCGCUGGAUCGAAAAACCCUCUCCAAUAAACUGAAAAUGCGACGAACUGGUAGGCGAUUUCUGCCCAAUGGAAUGCCCAAUCCUUAUAAAUAUUUUCCGCUAAAAGGCGAGGAUAUGUAGAUAUAAAAAUCACUAUCUAUUGUUUGGUUUACUUUCUCAACUAGCCCGGAAUGUUUACUCACUGAUAAUAUAAAUAACUUUAUACUGCUUAUUCAUUCACAAAAAAAUAAGCCGAUAAACAGAUGGAUAGGAACAAUUUCACAGCUAUUAAAAAAUUUGGGAAUCAUAAUUUGUUAUCAAUACAUUUUAGCGAUUAAAAAAAAAAUUAAACUAAGACUGGAACUUCAACUGUUGAAGGGGAACUUUAUGAGAAAUACAAAUUGUACGAUUUUUCAUUAACUAUAUAUGCACUUAAAACAUAAUUGAGGUAUUUAAUCAAACACCGGACACUUUUCAGAUAAUGGCCAAGACCUAGGAGUCAUAAAAUUCCUUAUCUUGUAUUAUUUUGGGU